Molecule: messenger RNA, 2137 nt
Organism: Benincasa hispida (wax gourd)
Lineage: Eukaryota; Viridiplantae; Streptophyta; Magnoliopsida; Cucurbitales; Cucurbitaceae
Source: RefSeq, a predicted model, not a curated record
ACAAAAGGAGAAAAAAAAUUGUUUCUCAGGAAAUACAAAUAAUAAAAAAGAAAAAAUCUACACAAAAUCCUACAAAUUUCUCAAAUUCAUAAUCUCUUCACAAAUUUCUCAAAUUUCCCUUCUCUCUCUCUCUCUCUCUCUCUCUCUCUAAAAUGAACGGCGCCCACACAUCCAUUCCGAUCUCCGACGACCCAAAGGCGCCGCUUCUUUCCGCCGCCGACUCACCAGUCCACCGCUCCGGCAGUUUCCGAUCCACGGUGAAAUCCAUCUUCAACCUUAAAAACUUGUACGUCCUUCUCGGGCCAGUUCUAUGCGCGGCCGUGUGCAGGUUCGUGAAGCUGGAUGGGGCGUCCGGCGCCGGGAGCCGGAACAUGCUGGCGGUGCUGGUGUGGGUAUUCACUUGGUGGCUGACGGAAGCAGUGCCGAUGCCGGUAACGUCGAUGUCGCCGCUGUUUCUGUUUCCGAUGUUCGGAAUCGCGGCGGGGGAUGAGGUGGCGCGUACUUAUAUGAAUGAUGUAAUCGCGUUGGUUCUUGGUAGCUUCAUUCUUGCUCUUGCUGUUGAGCAUUACAAUAUUCAUAAAAGAUUGGCUCUCAAUGUGACUCUUCUUUUCUGUGGAGACCCACUGAACCCACCACUGCUUCUUCUCGGAAUCUGCGCCACCACUUUCUUCGUCAGCAUGUGGAUGCACAACGUCGCCACCGCCGUCAUGAUGAUGCCCGUCGCCACCGGAAUCCUACAACGUUUUCCGGUGGGUUCCUCCCGUUCCGCCGCCGAGGCCAAGUUCUGCAAGGCCGUCAUUCUGGGGGUCACUUACGCUACCCCCAUCGGAGGAAUGAGCACUCUCACCGGCACCGGCGUCAAUCUCAUACUUGUGGGAAUGUGGAAGAGCUAUUUUCCUGACGCCGAUCCUAUUAGCUUUAAUACUUGGAGCUUUUUUGCUCUACCAAUGGCUUUGUUGAUCUUCUUUGUGUUUUGGGUCGUCUUGUGUUUGAUGUAUUGCCCCAGAGGGUCUGGGCCUGCGCUUUCCACUCAUCUUGAUAAGACUCAGCUUAGGAGAGAACUUGAUGCAUUGGGGCCAAUGGCUUUUGCUGAGAAGAUGGUGUUGGCUGUUUUUUCGAUUUUGAUAUUCUUGUGGAUGACGAAGAACAUCACUAAUGACAUCCCUGGUUGGGGAGCUCUGUUCGACGGCCGUGCUGGUGAUGGAACUGUCAGUGUGAUGAUGGCAACAUUACUAUUCAUAAUUCCAAACAAGAAGCAAGAGGGAGAGAAACUAAUGGACUGGAACAAAUGCAAGAAGCUGCCAUGGGGAAUAAUAUUGCUUCUAGGAGCAGGGUUCGCCAUAGCAGAUGGGGUGAACAAGAGUGGGCUUGCAGACAUAUUAGCCAACGCAUUGAACUUUCUAGAGAAAGCUCCAUACUUGGCAGUGGCCCCUGCAGUAUGCCUUAUAAGCAGCCUCAUCACAGAGCUCGUGACAUCAAACAACGCCACCACGACACUGGUGAUCCCAAUCCUCAUCCAAAUAGCCAGCACAAUGCACCUCCACCCGCUCUUCCUUAUGAUCCCUGGUGCCAUUGGCGCACAGUUUGCAUUCUUGCUCCCUACUUCAACCCCUUCCAAUGUGGUUGGGUUCAGCACUGGCUAUAUCGACAUUCCGGACAUGAUCAAGAUUGGCUUGCCUUUGAAAAUUGUUGGCAUUGCUGUUGUCUCUAUUCUCAUGCCUUCACUUGGAAGCUUAGUUUUUGGGACAAAUAAGCCAAUGCAGUGACUGCCAAAAUUUUAAGGUACUUGCUGUUGAUUUUUGAGAUAUUUACCAGACACACAUCUCACAAAGAAUGAGAAUGCAGCUUAUACAUAUCAAUCCUUUUUGUUAUUCAAUUUUAUUAUUAUUAUUUUUUUUUCAAGUUUAUAUAUAAAGUAAACACCUCUACCUUUAUAUAGGAGCAUCAGUUUCUUCUUCCAAAAUAUGUAUAGAGAGAGGACCUCUAAGGAAAGGAAUUGUGGUGGGCAUUGUUAUAUAUAUGUAUAUAUUGUUAAAAUAUAUUGUAAGAAUACAUAAUUUGAGGGUAUGAGUGAGUAUUUACUGUUGUAAAUGUUCAAUUGAGUUGUUGCAUUUAGUCAUAUUACAAUCAAGGUUUU